AUGGCGGACGACCCAAACGCAGCGGACAGGAACGUGGAGAUAUGGAAAAUCAAGAAGUUGAUUAAAAGUUUGGAAGCUGCCCGUGGGUAAGUGUUUGAAAUGGGCACAAGAUACAGGACGUCUCACUGGGUGUCGGAGGGGUGGUGGGAGACGGAGAUAUGCAGACAUGAAUGGACAGCUGGAUGAGCGAGGCCGAAUUUUGGGAGUGGUCCUAGCUAGCCAGUUAGCGUGCUAUUAACACAGUCAACAUUGUAAAUAACGUUAGUUCCUACCAAUAUUCGAUUUUGAUCGUAUAAUUAGUAUGAUGCCAUUCAUGUUAUUUGUAGCUAGCUCUGUUACUUGUUAUGUGUGUUGAUGUCCGGGUUAGUUAGCUAGUUAGCUACAUGUUGUUAGCUGAAAAUGCCGGCUUCUGUGGAUGAGGUCUUUAAAACAGUGGGGUUGUUUGUAUAUCACACUGACGCCUAGGUGCUUGUAGUAACGCGGGUUUACAGUAUACACUAGUGUUGUUUUCAAUUGUAUUGGGUUGCACAAAAACAGUCCGUGGGAAGCCAGAAGUUACGUGCAAUUCAAUUUCAACUUAGCUACUAACUUACUGUGGCAGUGGGCAGGACGGUUGGUCGUUAUGACGGGGGGAGUUUGAGACAAAAUCGUAUUAUUAAACAGACUUUCCAAACGUGGGUCUGUUGUAGACCCACUUCCUCUGCUUACAUCAUGUCAAAAAUAAGUCCCCCACAAGCUAUUUCUUUUUUGGCCACAUAUGGUGCCGCUGGCACAGUAAGUUGAAAUGCAAUUGUAUUUAACUUAGCUUCCCAUGGACUGUUUUCUUUGUGCAACCCAGUACAAUUGCCGCGUUGCUAAAAGCACCUAGCUGACACCAGUAUGUUCCCAUAUGCUGCGAUAGAUAAAGCAGUUGAUAGCUAUGUUGGCUUGCUUUCAAGACACAGCAUUGAACAUGUCUUGUAUUUGGGAGUGGAAGGCUUAAAGCUACAGUAUGUUUGAGUAGCAAGCAGCAGGCACUCAACUGCCAUUUCCUAUUCCUUUGGUGACAAUGUGUGUAGUUAGCUAGCGGUCAUCCAUAUUCAUUUAGAUAAGUAGUUCACAGAGCUAGUUCCGUGGCUUACUCGGCAGUGUGAUUAGGCAAAUGGGACCGCUUUGCCCCCGAAGUGUUCUUGUUGUCCACUGGCACAGAAUCCUCUGCUACAUACACAUACGGUUGACAAUUUGGCCUAUAUUCACAAACCAGCUACCUGUGGGUAUACAGCAUCAACGUGUAUGGCUCGCCAGUUUGCCUUUGACUGGUAGUGAAUGUGGCUCAGUGGGAGUUUAGCACAGUCCUUGGUGUCAAGGACAUAACUUGUUGUUCUGUAUGGGAACUGUGUGCCCCUCCCCUUUCAGACAGUGGAAUCUAGGAAGGUAGUGUUUGGUGACCAGUGGCGUCAACUGUUAUAAAGUUGAGGUGUGUGUUACACAAGGGUAGAUAUGGGUCAGGUAAUAUUAGAGAAUGAUUGGAGGGGCUGAUGGGUGGAAGAUUUGUUUUGAUUGUGGAAGCAUAUUCAUUCCUUUCAGAGAUUGAUAUGAAAUGCCCAGAUCUAUGCUGUACUAAGACAGUGUUAUUUACACAACCGUGAAUAUGUGUGUUUAUGUAACUAUCUGUCCCUCUCUCCUCAGUAAUGGAACCAGUAUGAUCUCGCUGAUCAUUCCCCCUAAGGACCAGAUCUCCAGAGUGGCCAAGAUGUUGGCUGAUGAGUUUGGGACAGCCUCCAACAUCAAGAGCAGAGUCAACAGGCUCUCUGUGCUAGGGGCCAUUACCUCUGUACAGCAGAGACUAAAGCUAUACAACAAGGGUGAGUGAUUUGUGUGCAAAUGGAACUGUGUCGUCGUGUGUCUGUACUAGGAGCCUUGACCUCCUCAUAGUGGACUCCAAAGCUACAGCAAGGAUGUCUCUUUUUCUUGUUAGUUGUGUAUAUUUCUUAAGGGUCACUGGGUCUUGCCUGUGUUGACUGGUAAGUCCUGUCUCUCUCCUGUAGUGCCCCCUAACGGCCUGGUGGUGUACUGUGGGACUAUUGUGACAGACGAGGGCAAAGAGAAGAAAGUCAACAUAGACUUUGAGCCUUUUAAACCCAUCAACACCUCCCUGUACCUCUGUGACAACAAGUUCCACACUGAGGUAGGAGCUCUACAUAUGUACAUUGCCUUCGGAAAGUAUUCAGAGCCCUUGACUUUUUCCACAUUUUGUUACGUUACAGCCUUAUUCUAAAAUUGAUUAAAUCGUUUUUUUCUCUCAUCAAUCUACACACAAUAACGCAUAAUGACAAAGCAAAAACAGGUGUUUAUAAUUUUUUGCUAAUUAAUAAAAUAAACUGAUGACAUUUACAUAAGUAUUCAGACCCUUUACUCAAUACUUUGUUGAAGCACCUUUGGCAGCGAUUACAGCUUAGUCUGCUUGGGUAUGACGCUACAAGCUUGACACACCUGUUUUUCUCUGCAGAUGCUCUCAAUCUCUGUCAGGUUGGAUGAGGAGCAUCGCUGCACAGCUAUUUUCAGGUCUCUCCAGAGAUGUUCGAUUGGGUUCAAGUCCGGGCUCUGGCUGGGCCACUCAAGGACAUUCAGAGACUUGUCGAAGCCACUCCUGCGUUGUCUUUGCUGUGUGCUUAGGUUCGUUGUCCUGUUGGAAGGUGAACCUUCGCCCCAGUCUGAGGUCCUGAGCGCUCUGGAGCAGGUUUUCAUCAAGGAUCUCUCUGUACUUUGCUCCGUUCAUCUUUCCCUCGAUCCUGACUAGUCUCCCAGUCCCUGCCACUGGAAAAACAUCCCCACAGCACGAUGCUGCCACCACCACCAUGCUUCACCGUAGGGAUGGUGCCAGGUUUAUUCCAGACGUGACGCUUGGCAUUCAGGCCAAAGAGUUCAAUCUUGGUUUCAUCAGACCAGAGAAUCUUGUUUCUCAUGGUCUGAGAGCCUUUAGGUGCCUUUUGGCAAACUCCAAGUGGGCUGUCGUGUGCCUUUUACUGAAGAGUGGCUUCAGUAAAGCCAUAAAGGCCUGAUUGGUGGAGUGCUGCAGAGGUGGUUGUCCUUCUGGAAGGUUCUCCAAUCUCCACAGAGGAACUCUGGAGCUCUGUCAGUGACUAUUGGGUUCUUGGUCACCUCCCUGACCAAGGCCCUUCUCCCCCGAUUGCUCAGUUUGGCCGGGCGGCCAGCUCUAGGCAGAGUCUUGGUGGUUCCAAACUUCUUCCAUUUAAGAAUGAUGGAGGCCACUGUGUUCUUGGGGACCUUAAAUGCUGAAGAAAUGCCCAGAUCUAUGCCUCGACACAAUCUUGUCUCUGAGCUCUACGGACAGUUCCUUCGACCUCAUGGCUUGGUUUUUGCUCUGACAUGCACUGUCAACUGUGGGACCUUUAUAUAGACAGGUGUGUCCAAUCAAUUGAAUUUACCACAGGUGGACUCCAAUCAAGUUGUAGAAACAUCUCAAGGAUGAUCAAUGGAAACAGGAUGCACCUGAGCUCAUGUUCGAGUCUCAUAGCAAAGGGUCUGAAUACUUAUGUAAAUUAUUUAUUUCUGUUUUUAUUUUAUUAUAAAUUUGCAAAAAUGUCUAACACCCUGUUUUCGCUUUGUAAUUAUGGGGUAUUGUCUGUAGAUUGCUGAGGAUAAAAAAAAAUUUGUUUUAGAAUAAGGCUGUAAUGUAACAAAAUGUGGAAAAAUUCAAGGGGUCUGAAUAAUUUCCGAAGGCACUGUAUGUCUCCGCUAUGUGGGUGUUCAAUGUCAAUCAAAUUGUAAUGAAAUUGCUGUCUGUCUUUCUUUCUCCCUCUCUACUCUCUCCCUCCUCCCUCUCUCCAGGCGUUGACGGCCCUGCUGUCUGAUGACAGUAAGUUUGGUUUCAUAGUGAUAGAUGGUAGUGGGGCUCUCUUUGGGACACUCCAGGGGAACACCAGAGAGGUGCUGCACAAGUUCACCGUGGACCUGCCCAAAAAACACGGUACGCUCCGCUCAUUACGCACACACAGACGGACAUAAGAACAAGAACAUUCAAGAUUUUAAAUAAAAACAAUUGAUCAAAAAAAGGAAAUGUAUAUUAUCCCCCAUCACUACUUUUUUUAUCCAUCUAAUCUUCUCGCUCUCUCAGGCAGAGGAGGUCAGUCUGCUCUGCGGUUUGCCCGUCUGAGGAUGGAGAAGAGACACAACUAUGUAAGGAAGGUGGCUGAGACAGCUGUCCAGCUCUAUGUGUCCAACGACAAGGUCAACGUGGCCGGAAUGGUCCUAGCAGGUUCUGCCGACUUCAAGACUGAGCUCAGCCAGUCCGACAUGUUUGACCCUGUAAGUGUGUGUGUUUGAGAUUAGCCAUGGUUGAUGCUGCACCAAUCCUUACUGUGAUCAGUUAAUCCUUUAUCGGACUGACGCUUUUGGUGCAAUUCCUCUCAUGGAUUUACUCAUUCUUAGUGACAAUGCAUAGCACUGCACACUAACCCCUGGUUUGUGUGUGUGCGCAGAGGUUACAGGCGAAGAUUCUGAAGCUGGUGGACAUCUCGUACGGAGGAGAGAACGGCUUCAACCAGGCCAUCGAGCUGUCGGCAGAGGUCCUCUCCAACGUCAAGUUCAUCCAGGAAAAGAAGCUCAUAGGUGUGUGUUUGUGGCACAUGUUGAGGUUAGAUUUUGGGUUAUCCCAGCGAAUGUGUGUCUGUGCCUGCGUUUGUUCGGGUUAGUGAAGAUUGUGAAUGGUAAUGAUGAUGAGUGAUGAUUGCUACCCUAUUUCCAUCCCCCAAUCACUCAUUCUUCUUUUUUCUUUGACCCUUUAUUCCUCUUCCCUCCCCCAUUUUCUUUCUCUCUCUCUCUCUCUCUUUUCUCUUCUCUUCUCUCUCUCUCUCUCUCGCUGCAGGGCGGUACUUUGAUGAGAUCAGUCAGGACACAGGGAAGUACUGUUUCGGGGUGGAGGACACACUCAAAGCCCUAGAGAUGGGAGCUGUGGAGAUCCUCAUCGUCUAUGAGAACCUAGACACCAUGCGCUACAUCCUUCGCCUGCACGGGGCCGAGAGCAUCGGAACAGAGAACGGUACAAACACUCCCCAUGCGUUAUACUCUGCUUCAACGGAGCAGAAAAUGGUACACACACACUCCCCAUGUGCAGUAUGUCGUCUUUCUCCAUGAAGUAGAACAACUGAGCAGAGAAUGCUACAUACACACUCACUUUUCAUGCACUUUUUCUCAUUCCCUGUCUCCAUUGGCCUUGUGUUUCAGAUGAGAAGACUCUGUAUUUAACACCAGAGCAGGAGAAAGACAAGUCCCACUUCACAGACAAGGAGGUAAGCCCUGUUCUCUGUCCCUUGGUGUCAUACACAGUUGCCUUGACAAAACGUUAUUUUCCUGAACCCAUUCGGGUGGUUCAAUUUGUUGCUGACUUGUUAACAUUUCUUUGCGCUCUCUAACUGUGUCCAUUUGGUGUGUGUGCAUGUUCAGACUGGGCAGGACCACGAGCUGAUUGAGAGCAUGCCUCUGCUGGAGUGGUUCGCCAACAACUACAAGAAGUUUGGAGCCACGCUGGAGAUUGUCACAGACAAGAGUCAAGAGGGCUCCCAGUUUGUCAAAGGCUUUGGAGGCAUUGGGGGUGAGUCCACACUUGUUGUUAUAGGGUAUUAACAUAGGUGUCUCUGUUAUGGUCAUGUUGUGAAGGUAGUUCACAGCAUGAGAUCAAAUUCAUAAGCCUAACAUUAGUAAUGACACUUCAAUCCAGCAGAAGUCUUUAUCUGGAUAAUUGACUCUUUCUCUCUUUCUCAGGAUGCUUGCGGUACAGGGUGGAUUUCCAGGCCAUAGAUUACCAGGCAGAGGACGACGAGUUUUUCGAUUUAGAUGACUACUAGGUAGUAGGGGACUGAAUUGGGGAUGAAGAAGAAGAAGAAGAA
Coregonus sp. 'balchen' is the source of this 5888-nucleotide messenger RNA. Lineage: Eukaryota; Metazoa; Chordata; Actinopteri; Salmoniformes; Salmonidae. The record is from the annotation of a GenBank genome assembly.